This is a messenger RNA of Musa acuminata subsp. malaccensis (wild Malaysian banana), 1275 nucleotides long. NCBI's taxonomy places the organism in Eukaryota, Viridiplantae, Streptophyta, Magnoliopsida, Zingiberales, Musaceae. The record is from RefSeq and is a predicted model, not a curated record.
AUGGCUGCUUUACUUCUUACCCUAGGAACAUGCAUGUUUUUGGUUUGCCGCAGCAAGGGUGUGGCUACAUAGGUCCUUGGAAAACUGGUCUAAGUGGUCAGUUGCAGAAGGCAUUUGUAACAGGGGUACCGAAAUUGAAGGGCUCAGAGCUUGAAGCUGCUUGUGAAGAUUUUAGCAACAUUGUCAUCAGUCAUCCAGAAUUUACUGUUUAUAAAUUAUCAAGUAGGGUCGAGAUAGCAGUUGUAUCCACCACCAUCACAUCUUUAAACGAUUGGUCAAGGCAUUCAGAAAUGCUUUUCAGAAAAAAGAUAGAUGCAUUAUCUCGUGUGAACCACAAAAACUUUGUCAGUCUCCUUGGUUACUUUGAGGAGAAUGAGCCAUUUAUGAGAAUGAUGGUCCUUGAAUAUGCACCCAAUGGUACACUCUAUGAGCAUCUUCAUGUGGAAGAAUUCAAGCAUCUUGAUUGGAGUGAGAUGAGGAUAAUCAUGGGGACAGCCUACUGUCUGCAGCACAUGCACGAGCUGAAGCCACCCAUACCACAUCUCAACCUGCUGUCAAGCUCGAUUUUUGUUUCAGAGGAUUUUGCUUCUAAGGUUGCGGACAUUGAUGUUUGGAAAGAAAUUUUUGCCAACGUGAAGACACAUGGAGAUGAUGACCUUGAUCACUCCAAACCCCUUUCUGCCGAUCCUGCAAACGAUGUCUACAGUUUUGGGAUACUAUUAUUAGAAAUAGUUUCUGGGAUGGUGCCAUGUUCUGAAGAACAAGUCUCCCUUCUGAACUUGGUUGUGGAGUACUUAAAUGGUAAUGGUGGUGUUAGCUCUUUGGUCGAUCCCACUUUGAAAACCCAUAAAGAUCAGGAGAUGGAAACCAUUUGCGAGGUCAUCCGAGAUUGCAUCAAUCUUGAUCCCAGGAAGAGGUCAACCAUGAAAGAAGUUACUUCUAAGUUGAGGGAUGUGAUACAAAUUUCACCCGAGAAUUAUGCGGCAACCACCAUCUGGUAUAUGGCUCAGUCUAUCAUCAUGUAAACCUCAGUCCACUUAUCUUUCUUCUCUUUAUUGUACCAUGGAAGAUCCAUCUGCUUCUUCUUUAGCCAUAGCAAUCGACUGUGAACCAAGUGGUCUUCCUGUAGGACCUGCGAGAGACCAAGGAGUAUCGAUACAGAUUCACUGCGAACUUGAAUGUGUAGCCAUCUUUGCACGACUGCUGAAGGUUGGUGCAUUUGGGACCGAGAUUAAAUGAUUCAGAGUGUAAAUUCUCUCGCAUUUCUCCUUCAAA